Molecule: messenger RNA, 306 nt
Organism: Entamoeba dispar SAW760
Lineage: Eukaryota; Evosea; Mastigamoebida; Endamoebidae
Exons: 1
Coding region: 1-306 (101 amino acids)
Source: RefSeq, a predicted model, not a curated record
AUGACAGAUCCUCUUAUAAAUUCACAAGUCAAUUCAAUUAGUCCAACUAUUUCACCACCUACUAUUGUUAAUCAAGACCCAUCCAAACAAUUAGGUUCUGUUAGUGUAGAUGAUACAAGUGAUGAUUAUGUUAAUGAAACAUUUCCGUUAAUUGCACAUUGGCGUGAUUCUUUUAACUCUAAAGAACAACACUCAAACGAAUUCUGUAUUGUAAUAUCAGUGCUUAUGACAAUGGCUGCUUUGAUUAUUUUAUUUAUUAUUUGUAUUAUUGUUAUCAUAUUAUUUGUACUGUUAAAGAGAAGAUGA